GACCAGGGACCAAACCCCCAACCGUGGUGUAUGGUGCCGGCGCUCUAACCAACCAAGCUCCUCGGGCAGGGCCCUGGCUGCUCUCCCGGGGAAGGGCGGCCCCCACACAGCACCCUCUGCCCUGGGUUUGUUGCUGUUUCUCAUCUGUCUGCUGAGAGCGGGAAGCUCUUCGCAAGGCGUCGGGGGUGCCUCUGAGUUGGUGCUGGUCCUGCUCCUCAGGUCUCUGCUGUGGCCGCUGAGCCUAAGGAUGUUCCACGGGAUCCCAGCCACGCCAGGCGUGGGAGCCCCUGGAAACAAGCCGGAGUUGUAUGAGGAAGUGAAGCUGUACAAGAAUGCCCGAGAGCGGGAGAAGUACGACAACAUGGCGGAGCUGUUUGCCGUUGUGAAGACCAUGCAGGCCCUGGAGAAGGCGUACAUCAAGGACUGCGUCACCCCCAACGAGUACACCGCGGCCUGCUCCCGCCUCUUGGUGCAGUACAAAGCCGCCUUCCGGCAGGUGCAGGGCUCAGAGAUCAGCUCCAUCGAUGAAUUCUGCCGCAAGUUCCGCCUGGACUGCCCACUGGCCAUGGAGAGGAUCAAGGAGGACAGGCCCAUCACCAUCAAGGACGACAAGGGCAACCUCAACCGCUGCAUCGCAGACGUGGUCUCGCUCUUCAUCACCGUGAUGGACAAGCUGCGCUUGGAGAUCCGCGCCAUGGAUGAGAUCCAGCCUGACCUGCGGGAGCUGAUGGAGACGAUGCACCGCAUGAGCCACCUGCCGCCCGACUUCGAGGGCCGCCAGACCGUCAGCCAGUGGCUGCAGACCCUGAGCGGCAUGUCCGCGUCCGACGAGCUGGACGACAACCAAGUGCGCCAGAUGCUGUUUGACCUGGAGUCCGCCUACAACGCCUUCAACCGCUUCCUGCACGCCUGAGUCCUGGCCUCCCUGCCCGUGCACGGAGUGGACGGAGGAGCAGACGGAGUAGGGGUUCUCAGCCCAGCCCCCCGGGAACCCAGCCUCCCGGGACGCUGUCUGCUUUCCUAGCUCCCUGGGCUUUCUGUGGCAGCCUUGUCUGUGUAUCUGUCUACAUGUCUCUACCUGGGACCCCCCUUCCCCACAAUAAAGAUGUUUUCUGACCUUC
This is a messenger RNA of Myotis myotis, 1121 nucleotides long. RefSeq names its product VPS28 subunit of ESCRT-I (gene VPS28). Gene Ontology annotation, cellular component: ESCRT I complex. The coding region runs from base 248 to 913 and encodes 221 amino acids. Lineage: Eukaryota; Metazoa; Chordata; Mammalia; Chiroptera; Vespertilionidae. The transcript has 9 exons. The record is from RefSeq and is a predicted model, not a curated record. Gene Ontology annotation, biological process: protein transport to vacuole involved in ubiquitin-dependent protein catabolic process via the multivesicular body sorting pathway. Gene Ontology annotation, molecular function: protein-containing complex binding.